AUGGCAAAUAACAGUGGUUCUAAGGAGGGAAUGAACUACAGCUACUGGAAGGAGAGAAUGAAGAUCUUCGUUCAAUCAAUAGACUACAACAUCUGGAAGAUCAUCCUUAAUGGUCCCCAAGUUCCAACCAAAACUGGAGCAGAUGGAGCAGUCACUCUUAAGACUGAGGCAGAAUGGAACGAAAAAGAUAAAAAGAAAAUAGAGCUCAAUGCCAAAGCUGUCAACUUGCUUAAUUGUGCUAUCAGUUUCGAGGAGUUUCGAAGGGUAUCUACAUGUAAAAUAGCAAAGAAAAUCUGGGACAAGCUUCAAGUCACUCAUAAAGGCACUACACUAGUCAAGCGGACUAGAAUAGAUAUGCGGAGCAAAGAGUAUGAAAUAUUCUCCAUGAAAAAAGGAGAAACGAGUGAUGAAAUGUUCGAAAGAUUCAACGUCAUCAUCAAUAGCUUGGAUGUUAUGGGGAUCACUCACCCUGAACUUGUGCUAGUGAGAAAAGUUCUAAGAAGUCUCACUAAAGAGUGGAAAACAAAAGCUAUAGUUAUAGCUGAGAGUUGUGAUGUUGAUCAAAUGAUAUAUGAUGAUCUGAGAUGA
This is a messenger RNA of Arachis ipaensis, 588 nucleotides long. RefSeq lists its product as uncharacterized. The record is from RefSeq and is a predicted model, not a curated record. Lineage: Eukaryota; Viridiplantae; Streptophyta; Magnoliopsida; Fabales; Fabaceae.